UAUGUCAAUCCGGCAGAAACUGUCUUCAUGCUAUUCUAUUGUGUAAUGAAUUUCGUUAAAAUAUCAUUUGGAAUACUUUUGUGUUUCUUGUACUUGUGUGUUAAAAGCAAUGCAAAGAUCAAAUAUGACUAUGAAAUACUUGACCUUGAAGCUAUAUCCUCAGAUGAUAACUUAUUUAAUGUCACCUCAAGAAUUGAAUACGGUGAACUAGGUAAGCAAACAGCUUCGCUAUUCGUAGAUUGGAAAUGCGAUACUGACGAAAAAACAAUGAUCGGAAUGAAAGUUUAUUUUUGUCGGAACGGACGGGAAGACGCCUUUCGUGAGAUGCCAUAUAAUAUACCGGACAUUUCAUUUUACCAAUUUCUAGACCACUAUUAUAUGAAACUCUUUUAUCCCGAUUACGCCAGUUGCUCGAACCUACCGGCAUUCGAUAAAUUUGUGCCACCAUGGAACAAGACGAUUUACAUAAUUAAUAAAUGUAAACCUGAGGGAGUUUCUUGGCCAGAAGUAUUGCCCAGUGGCUACUAUAGAAUUGUGAUUAAACUAAUAGCACAAGCAGAACUUGUCAUUUCAAUUUCUGUUAAAUUAACAUCAAGAGGUUUAAUGUAA
Molecule: messenger RNA, 609 nt
Organism: Drosophila sulfurigaster albostrigata
Lineage: Eukaryota; Metazoa; Arthropoda; Insecta; Diptera; Drosophilidae
Exons: 3
Coding region: 28-609 (193 amino acids)
Source: RefSeq, a predicted model, not a curated record